GGUCCAGAGGACUCGACCUCAGUCACGAACAUGACAGCCAAGAAGUCCGGCUCUCGGCUGGAGACCGAGAUCGAGCGCUGCCGCUCGGAGAGCCAGUGGGACAAGAUACCGGAGUUAGUGCGGCAGCUGUCGGCCAAAUUAAUAUCCAAUGAUGACCUGGGUGAGCUGCUGUUGGGGGAAUGCAAGCUACAAACAUACUUGAAAGAGAACCCCAUCAAACAGGGGGCAAGUCCGAGGGGCCCCCGACCGAAACUGGUGGAGGUUAGGAAACACCUCACUGCUGCUCUGGACAGAGGAAACCUCAAGGCGGAUUACAUCCAGGAAGCCCGUUUGUUGAUGGCUAAACUCUGUUACGUGGAGGGAGAAUAUAAAGAUGCCUGGGGUCACUAUGGCCGGGUGAACCUGGAUGACAUGCAGCUGGUGGGAGCUCCCGUGUACAGGCUGUCCAUGAUAGCAGAGGCUUAUGCCACAAAAGGUUUGUGUCUAGAAAAGGUCCCCGCCGGCUCUCCGUCUCUGUCCAAUCAGAACACGGCUUCUCCAUCGCUCAACAGGAACAGGCCAGAGCGGGACCAGGAAAUCAUUACAUGCUAUGAAAAGUCUGGAGACAUUGCUUUGCUCUACCUGCAGGAAGCCGAGAAGGCGUUAUCAGCAGGGAUUCAGAACCGCAGCCCGAAGCCUGGACCUACAGCCAUGGAUCAGGAACUGGGCUACUUCCUGGAGACGGGCUUGCAGAGAGCGCACGUCAUCCACUUCAAGAACGGCAACCUGACGCAUGGUGUCGGCAGGUUUAGAGAGAUUCUUCGGGCUGUCGAGACCAGAACCACCCAGAACCUGCGCAUGACCAUAGCCAGACAGCUGGCAGAGAUUCUGCUGAGAGGGAUGUGUGAGCAGAGUUACUGGUCCCCUCUGGAAGACCCGCCCACGGUGUCGCCGCUGGACGAUCACGCACGGCAAGGACGCACACACAGCAAGAACUACACGCUGAGUCGACGCCCACGAGUUUACUCGGGAGAGAAUCUGUUUUGCCCUCAGGAGAACACAGAGGAGGCUUUGUUGCUGCUGCUCAUUAGCGAGUCCAUGGCCAACCGCGACGCCGUGCUGAGCAGGAUUCCUGAACACAACAAUGAUCGGAUCAUCAGCUUACAGUCUGCAUCGGUGGUGUACGACCUGCUGACUAUAGCUCUGGGCAGAAGGGGGCAGUAUGAGAUGUUGUCAGAGUGUUUGGAGCGAGCCAUGAAGUUUGCAUUCGAGGAGUUUCAUCUAUGGUACCAGCUCGCCUUGUCGCUAAUGGCGGCUGGUAAAUCGGCUCGUGCCGUUAAGGUGCUAAAGGAGUGUAUUCGCCUGAAGCCUGAUGACCCCACCAUCCCGCUGCUGGCCGUCAAGUUGUGUAUCGGACCUCUGCACUGGUUGGAUGAAGGAGAGAGCUUUGGGAAGAUGGUGAUCGACAUGGGAGAGAAAGCAGCUGAAUUCAGAGCCAAAGGCUACCUGGCCAUCGGUCUGGUUUACAGCCUCAAAGCCACUGACGCAUCUUUGCGAAGCAUGCAGGAGGAGUACCAGAGGAAAGCUUUGGGAGCCUUCCAGAGAGCACAGAGUCUGUCUCCCACCGACCACCUUGCAGCCUUCUACUUGGCACUGCAGCUCGCUGUUUCCAGACAGAUCCCAGAGGCGCUAGGCUAUGUUCGGCAGGCACUGCAGCUUCAAGGAGAUGACGUCCACUCCCUCCACCUGCUGGCCCUGCUCCUCUCCGCCCAGAAACACUACCACGACGCCCUCAACAUUAUAGAGAUGGCCCUGUCUGAGUACCCCGAGAACUUCAACCUGCUGUAUACAAAGGUGAAGUUGGAGGCGAUGUGCAGAGGACCAGAGGAAGCCCUGCUCACCUGUAAACACAUGCUGCAGAUCUGGAAGAGUUUUUACAACCUCACAAACCCCAGUGAUUCAGGGCGAGGCAGCAGCCUGCUGGACAGAGCGAUGGCAGACAGGCGACAGCUCAACGCCAUGACUCUGCCCGACUUCAGUGACCCUGAGACCGCCUCAGGUUCCUCCUCCUCCCUCUCUGGCUUUGAACCAGUGUCUCCCACCUCCCCGUCCACCAUGUCUACCCUCUCUUCCCCCUUAUGCUCCCAUUCACCCUCCAUCUUCGUUUUCCAUUCUCCUCCUCCCUCUUCCACCAAAAACACGUCCUUCUUCUCUUCUCUUCCUUCCUCUCCCACUUCCCCUCCUCUUCCUUCCUCUCCCACUUCCCUUCCUCUUCCUCUCCCUCCUCCUCCUCCACCUACCAAGACCAGGAGUCACUCCUUUUGCAACCACGUCAUUCGGCGCCAGCUCUCCUCCAACAGCGGCCAUCAGGACGCUAACACUCUCGGUCUUUCCUUCAUCAUUCCUUCCUUUUCUGUUUGUUCAGUUCACGCCACAUCCAUCGCCGCCAGUCGGGUGGAGCAGGCCCUGUCGGAGGUGGCCUCCUCCCUGCAGAGCAGUGCACCAAAACAGGGGCCGAUGCACCCCUGGAUGACCCUGGCUCAGAUCUGGCUCCAUGCUGCUGAGGUUUACAUCGGCAUGUCCAAACCUGCCGAGGCCUCCGCGUGCACUCAGGAAGCUUCCAACCUCUUCCCCACAUCCCAUAACGUCUUGUACAUGAAGGGGCAGAUAGCCGAGCUGAAGGGCAACACUGACGAAGCCAAGCGCUGGUAUGAAGAGGCCUUGUCCAUCAACCCGACGCACGUCAAAACUAUGCAGAGACUGGGUCUGAUUCUGCACCAGCUGCAGCGCUACAGUCUGUCUGAGAAGGUCCUGAGGGAUGCUGUGCAGGUCAACAGCACGGCUCAUGACGUGUGGAACAGCCUGGGCGAGGUUCUGCAGGCUCAGGGGAACGCGGCGGCGGCCACCGAGUGUUUCCUCACCGCCUUGGAGCUGGAGGCCAGCAGCCCCAUCCUGCCCUUCACCAUCAUCCCCAGAGCACUAUGAGACACACACACACACACACACACACACACACACACACACACACACACACACACCGUACAUGAUGCACAUAGUAGUACUUCCUUUCGCCCCUCCCACAAUGUCUUGCUGUGGCUGUUACACGUGUGUGUGUGUGUAUGCGCGUGUGUGUGUGUUGUGGGGGUUGUUAUGCGCCUGUUUGUGUCUGUGCAUGCGCAGCCACCUCCGUGUACGUGUGCCAACGUGUUCCCUGUGCACACUCGUGUCCACUCUGACAUUCAGAAGCCUGAUAUUUGUUUACACCUUAAUCGAAACACAAACACGCACGCAGAGUCGAACAAAAGCAGAACAUUUCCAGCAAAGUAGCGCCAUCGAUGUUUCCUUUUACGAGCCAAAUGCUUGUUGCUGUGGCCAUGCAGACGUCUGUUACUGUAACGCUGCCCUGGGCAGCGGCGAACCCCACUGGAGCAUCAACACACCACCGAAGCAUCGAGUAGUCCAUAAAUGCCAAAAUGCUGGAUGCAUUUACACACACACACACACACACACACUAAAUAUUUAGCAGAGCUGUUCUUUAAGGCCUGGCUGAGUUUUUAAGGCAUUUUAAACGUAUAUAUGUUUACUCUCAAGUGUGCCUCUUUGUUUUUUGUCUAAUCAUUUAGUGAUGUUUUCUGAGUUUACAGAUUUCCACAGAUUUUUUUUUUAAACCAGCAGCUGUCAGCGAGAUGAUACAAGUAGACAUUUAAGAAACUGGCUUUUUAGUUUGACCAAAUAAGUCACAGAAGUAGUGUCCACACAAGUGUCACAAAACUCAGAAACGGACUGUAAACUUAUUGAUAACCAGAGUUUUGUAAACUUGUUGAGCUGUUGUUUUAAUCUGGAUGACUGCUCUCCAAAAUCUUUUUUCUUUUUUUUUUCUGAGUGUAAAUGUGUAAAAAACCCACAGUGGUUGUGUUGUUUCUGUGUCCUGUCAAAAACACAUUUAUAGUUCUUUUUUUAUUUGAUUUUUGAUUAUAAAUACAAAGAGUUGUUGUAUAUUUGAUGGUUCCUUGUGUAUUAUUAUUAUUAUUAUUAUUAUUUUAGAGAGUAUAUUAUAAUUCUAUUUUCCAGAGAUUGAAGCUGUAGAAGAAAUGAGAGGAUGAACUGUUUCAGUUUGCUGAUCAACAACUGAGUCUGUUUUUGCUGUAAAUGAAUGACUGAAACUAGAAUGAUCAAAUUGACCAAGAUAAUAAAAGUGGCUAAAAAGAAA
Cololabis saira (Pacific saury) is the source of this 4189-nucleotide messenger RNA. It is a transcript of the gene ttc7b, whose product is annotated as tetratricopeptide repeat domain 7B. Gene Ontology annotation, cellular component: plasma membrane. The record is from RefSeq and is a predicted model, not a curated record. Gene Ontology annotation, molecular function: protein binding. Bases 31 to 2964 code for a protein of 977 amino acids. Lineage: Eukaryota; Metazoa; Chordata; Actinopteri; Beloniformes; Belonidae. The transcript has 23 exons. Gene Ontology annotation, biological process: phosphatidylinositol phosphate biosynthetic process; protein localization to plasma membrane.